This is a messenger RNA of Lindgomyces ingoldianus, 1107 nucleotides long. RefSeq lists its product as uncharacterized. Lineage: Eukaryota; Fungi; Ascomycota; Dothideomycetes; Pleosporales; Lindgomycetaceae. The record is from RefSeq and is a predicted model, not a curated record. The transcript is spliced from 2 exons. Bases 1 to 1107 code for a protein of 368 amino acids.
AUGUCGCCAAUCCUUUCCUGGCAAGCUCGCACCAAGCCCAAGCCCAAGAAGCCUCGUUACUACGCGACUGCCCUUACUGAGGAUGAUAAAUUUGACCUUGCAGGAGGAGUGAAUACACGUGAGUGGGCCGCGGAGGACAUGAUCAAGUUCGAAGAAUCGAGGAAGGACUUGGAGCCAGACCCACACAAGGAGAUGGAGGGUUUCCCGCCAGGGUGUCCUGAGCAUGAGGCAGCAAAAUUCAAGCUACAGCGGCUUGCUGUGUUGGAGGAAGAAUAUACGAGGAAGACACAGGCAUCUAAUUCUGGGAAUUAUCUCCCGCCAAAGGAUGCUCGUGCUUCUACUAGUCCAGCAUCUCCAGAUUCACAGAACCCUUUGAGAGAGUCUCUCCAGCCCAUGGGUCUGCCGACAUACAGCGUUCCUAUCUCUUCACUCUCCAUGAAUGAACCUGUCAAUCACUGCUCUAGUCGCGGUACCGACGUACAGCAGAUCACGCAUCUUCGAGCGUCCAGUAGCCCUAUCUCACCAGUUUCACCGCUGUCUCUAGGCGAGCCUCGUGAGCCCUUGCAUUUCCGCACUGGCAGUGCCGGCGACUACUUCUCGCAACCAGGCAACCGAGUGUCUGCACAGCUCUUUCCCGGCUAUCUUGCCUCUCAACAAUUUUCGCCAUCACAUGAGUCUCCUCGCGAGAUUCGCCGUGCCGUCAGCGGCGACGGAAAUCUCUCACGCUCCAAUGCUCGUUACACAUCUCAACAUAACCGCAUCCCUUCUCGUAUAAGGAGCCCAUUAGCCAACGAGGUCACCUUCCGCGUCAACCCCCACGUCACAUUUGAUAGCUUCGUAGUCCAGCACGCUUCUGGGAAGGGUGAGGCUUACCGUGGAGCAGUGAAUGCUGCUAUGAAGGAGGAAGUUGAGACGAACACGAAGGCUGGCGGCGGGGUAACAACACAGAGUUCAAAGUGUGUGAGUAAGAUAGCCAGCAUUCCUACCCUCAAAGUAAAGAAGAUAAGGAAUGCUGAAGUUGGCCUAUCAAAGAGUGUUGACUCCCAGAGCUUGUCUAACUCAGAUGCGCAUCGGGAGAGGAUUGCUCCUGUCCGGAUUUGUUGGUAA